GAUGUGUACGAGGUAGAGAAGGUCGUCGGCCACAAGCGGGACCGAGGGGUUUUAUCAUACCACUUGAAGUGGAAGGGAUACAGCGAUGCCGACAACACAUGGGAAAGGGAGAAGUCCGUUUUUUGCAAGGAUCUUGUGGCAGAAUAUUGGGAUGAGUGGGAGCGAGCUGGUGGACGGCGAACGGAUAUAAGGGGAAGUAUCAUGAAGCCCAACAUUGUCAGGAGGAGCUCAGUAGCACACAAAGCCAGCGGAUCAAAAGUAGAAUGGACUUCAUGGGAUGAGCACUUGGAGUGUGUCCAGACAGUAGAGCGGUCGCGGAAGAAGGACAAGAUGACGGUUCACCUGACCUGGAAGGACGGCAAGGAUACGGAGCACCCGAUCGAAGACGCACACCAAAAGUGUCCUCAGAAGCUGAUCCAAUUCUACGAGAAGCACCUCAAGUUC
This is a messenger RNA of Gamsiella multidivaricata, 444 nucleotides long. Its product is annotated as chromobox protein. The transcript is spliced from 2 exons. Gene Ontology annotation, molecular function: chromatin binding. Gene Ontology annotation, cellular component: nucleus; pericentric heterochromatin. Lineage: Eukaryota; Fungi; Mortierellomycota; Mortierellomycetes; Mortierellales; Mortierellaceae. The annotation marks the transcript as partial. The record is from RefSeq and is a predicted model, not a curated record. Gene Ontology annotation, biological process: negative regulation of transcription by RNA polymerase II; chromatin organization.